UCAGCCGGACUGUCCGUCCUGAGUUGAGGUCCCGAACCCAUCAGUACCAAGGGAGGGACGGGUGCAUGAGUCGGGGGAAAAGGGGCCUCUGCCUCUCCAUCCUGUAGUGGAAAACGGGGCCGUCAACAUUAACGCCACAAUGAGCUCGGAGCAACCGAGCGAUAACAACCACCCUGAAGAGUCACAGGCUAGCCGCAUCCGCGAGUUUGAAGAACUGUUUGAAGAGGAAGAGAGUGAUGAAGAGGAGGACAAGGAGCAGUCCAGACAGUCUUCCCCGGACAGUAGUCGCGAGAGUACCCGGUUACAGGGUAGCUCGAGACCCAAGUCAGCGGCAGAAGGCUCGUCAAGAAGCGCAUUCUCCGUGUUGGGUGUGUGUGACUCUCUCUUCUCCUGGAUAUGGAACCGAACUGUCCGCAGAGGCCCGUUCGUUGAUCCGGCCCGAGAUAACUUCCGUACAAUGACGCGCCUAUAUUCAUCAAUGAGCCCAGCGGCAGAUUCUGUUAACCUGAGUACACAGACCCACGGCGCUGUCUUUAACCUCGAGUACUCACCAGACGGGUCGGUGCUAACGGUGGCUUGUGAGCAGACUGAGGUGCUGUUGUUUGACCCCGUUUCCUCCAAGCACAUCAAAACCUUGGUAGAGGCACACGAGGAUUGCGUCAACAACAUCAGGUUUCUGGAUAACCGGCUGUUUGCUACCUGCUCCGAUGAUACCACAAUUGCAUUAUGGGACUUGCGGAAGCUCAACUCGAAAGUGUGUUCACUGCAUGGCCAUGCCAGCUGGGUGAAGAACAUUGAGUACGACACACACACACGUCUGCUCGUCACCUCUGGCUUUGAUGGCAAUGUCAUCACAUGGGACACCAACAGGUUCACAGAAGACGGCUGUCCUCAUAAAAAGUUCUUCCACACACGGUAUCUAAUGCGGAUGCGUUUGACCCCAGACUGUAGUAAGAUGUUGAUCUCCACCUCCUCUGGUUACCUGCUCAUCCUACACGACCUUGAUCUGACCCAGAGCCUAGAAGUCGGCAGCUAUCGCAUUUUACGAACUCGCAGAAAUCCGUUAAACACAGAGGGUUCUUCAUCUGGGUCCAGGUCUACAGCAUCUCGCCAAGGAAGCGAUACUAAACUGCACCCCCACAGAGAAGGUUUGUCUCCCAGGAACAGCCUGGAGGUAUUGACCCCAGAGAUCCCCGGCGAGAGAGACCGUGGGAACUGCAUCACCUCCCUGCAACUGCAUCCUAAAGGCUGGGCCACGCUGCUCCGUUGUUCUAGCAACAUGGAUGACCAGGAGUGGACGUGUGUGUAUGAGUUCCAGGAGGGAGCCCCGCCCCGUCCCCCGGUCUCACCGCGCUGCUCCCUGCGGCUCACGCACUACAUAGAGGAGGCCAACGUGGGCCGGGGCUACAUUAAAGAGCUGUGUUUCAGCCCGGACGGUCGUCUCAUCUGCUCGCCUUACGGUUACGGCGUUCGCUUGCUGGCCUUCGACGACCACUGCGCAGAGCUGGCCGACUGCUUGCCCGUACGCACGGCCCUCCUGAGGGAGGUGCGCUCCAUCUACUCCCACAGCGACGUGGUGCUCACUUCCAAGUUCUCCCCAACACACUGCCAGCUGGCCUCAGGCUGCCUCAGCGGACGUGUGGCUCUCUACCAGCCACAUUUCUAAACACACACACACAUACAAACACACACACACACACACACACACAAUGGAGUGUGCAGUACACUCUUCCCCAAAGUCUCAGCCGUGAUCUAUAAGGCUGUGUUCACUUAGUCAGUCCAAAUCUGAUUUAUGUGCAUAUCCGAUUGGAAUCCGGUCAUAUGUAGCAAGUCUGAACAGGCAAAAAACAGGCGUUGGGACAGUGAUACCGGCGGUGACGGCCGCGCGAAAUAAAGUUGCAAGCCUCCUCCCUCUCUGACGCCGUCUCCUUAUUUUUUAAAAUAAAAUUUGCGCUGCGGCUCCACGUUGCCAGGUUUUAAAUAAGCAAGCCCGUUUCAUUACCCUCCACUUUAGUUUGUUUAUAUCAGCUGCUUCUACUUUCAGACACAAUGUCAUUACCAUAGCAACCAAUGUGAACAAGACAGAAAAUGAGGAUAGCCACCCGGACACACACGUCGGAACUGAUCACUUGCAAUAUACACUGCGAACAGUCAAUCAGGAAGAUCGGAUUCUGAUCGGAUAUGCAAAAAAUCGGAUUUGGACCGACAGUGUGAACCUAGCCUAAAGACCAGCGCGGGCAAGAUAGAUAUCGUGUCGGUUUGGCAGAUCUUAAUGGUGGACAGUGGGGUUCAGCCGGUCCUUGUGUGUUACGUGUGGGUGUUGCAGCGUGUUAUUUGUAUGUAUAAUGUAUAGAAUCGGUGAGCUUGCGUGUGUGUUGCUGUGUUGGGGUCAUCCAUUUUCAACUCGGUCAAUAUACAAAAUGAACUGAAAUAUUCUAUCCAAGCAAAAAUGAAAAAAAAAAACAAACUGUAAGUGUUUUACAGUUAAAUGCUUGACUUUCGGUUCAUUCUUUGAACUGAUGGAAUUGAGUCAAUCUCAACUAUGGUGUGUGCAUAUAUGUAUGUAUGUGUGUGUGUGAGUGUGAGUCUUUAUAUAUUUGAGCCAGUUUUAGAUGAAAUGUUUGUUUGUGUUUGUCCUUCUGACUACAUCAGCUCUUAAACUUACAUUGCUAGUGAAUAGAUUGAAUUCCAAAAGGAACAGCGUUUAAUUGCCACUCAGUAUGUGUUUGAGUGAACAAGGAAAAGGAAUGUGGCCACAUGUUUGAUGCUCAGUGUUUCUCCAGAUGUUGCUAUGGGAGAGUGGAGUUCAACCCUUUUCCGGGCAUUACAGCUAGAGACAUCUGAGUCCAGAGUGUUGGUGUAGACUACAGCAUUCUAAUUUCAGCAGUGCACUAACUGCGGACUGUUCUAGAAUUUCUUCUUUUUUUUUUUUGUUUUUUUCUAUGGGUUCUGUAGUGUGCUUUGUUCAUUCUCAUUAGCAAUGGAGCGUUAAGGAUAUAAUUGUCAAAUCAAAUUUGGGAGACAAAUGUGUUUCACGAAAUUAAAGCUUUCUGCGUUUUGCCAAACUCGUUAACUACGUAACAGCAUCUGCAGACAGACGGCGUGCGUUUGUUCCUCUGUAUCCUCCUAAGGAGCUUGAGUAUUCACUGAAGAUCUGUUAUUUGUUUUCCAGUUUUCAUCGUUCGACUUUUUAAUGUUUUGAUGGACGGAUUUGUUCCGUACAAUGACACUAACGGAAGUUGGGUUUUGGCAGAGCCCGCAGUCUGGUUUUGUCCCUCCGCGUGCGCACGUGUGUACUGGAAAGACAAGUUCACUGCUAAAUGACCCUCCUCUUUUGUCCGAAACAAUGACUGACUGUGCUUCCUCUGCACACAUGUACUUAAACGGGGCACAGAGAAUAAGCACUGAAACCUUAACUCCAUGAUUCAUACUCACAGCUGGUGUUUUUCCACAUCUCUGAAACACAUACUUUGCCUGAUAAGAUGAAUGCUGCAACUGCCAUAUUCUGUAUGCUUUGAGCAAAAAAAAAAAAAAAAAAGAGAGAAGGAAAAGGAUUGUGGGAGAUUGAGUUUUGUUACACGCAGCUGAGACUGAAAGAAAAGCACGUUGGACAGCAAAAAACAUUCUGAAGUUUUAAGAGAAGAAAAAAGAAGGAAGAACGUCGGCUCAACAUCACUGAGACAGGCUGAACUUUUCUUUGAUGCUUGUGCCUGUCAUGUUUUAAGACAGUGGAGGAAAUGUCUUUAAAAAAAAAAGAAAAGAAAAUGGUGAAUGAUUGUACGACUAAAACUUGAUCAUUAUUAUGGCCUGCUGUCAUUUUGCUCAUUCUUAAAUAGUCAUCAUCUUAACCUUACUAAAAUGCAGCGGUACACAUCGGACAAUUAAUAAAGUUUAAUCUCAGUUUUCAA
Molecule: messenger RNA, 3908 nt
Organism: Chanos chanos (milkfish)
Lineage: Eukaryota; Metazoa; Chordata; Actinopteri; Gonorynchiformes; Chanidae
Gene: wdr32
Product: WD repeat domain 32
Exons: 7
Coding region: 140-1666 (508 amino acids)
Cellular component (GO): Cul4-RING E3 ubiquitin ligase complex
Molecular function (GO): protein binding
Source: RefSeq, a predicted model, not a curated record